AUGUUCGCUCGUCAGACCUUCCGCUGUGCUCAGCCCCUGAAGCAGAGCUUCCGCAAGUACUCUGCGGAGGCCCCCAAGGCCGCCGAGUCUGCCCCCAAGCCUGCCCCCAAGAAGGCCAACCUCACCCCCGUCUACGUUGCCGUCGGUCUCGCUGGUGCGGCUGCUGGUUUCUACCGCUACAGCACUGGAGCCGUUGCCGAGCCCAAGAACCGGCCCAAGGCUUUCAACGGCCAGGACUGGAUUGACCUGAAGGUCGCUGGUGUCGAGACUCUGAGCCACAACACCAAGAAGAUCCGUUUCGCAUUUGACGAUGAGGAGGCCGUCGGUGGUCUUCCCGUUGCCUCUGCCUUGUUGACCAGGUUCAAGCCCGAGGGCAAGGAGAAGAACAUCAUCCGUCCCUACACACCCACCAGCGAUGAGGAACAACCCGGUUACCUCGAGCUCGUUGUCAAGUCCUACCCCGGCGGCCUCAUGUCCGAGCACAUUACUUCCCUGAAAGUCGACCAGACCCUCGCCUUCAAGGGUCCCAUCGUCAAGUACCCCUGGGAGGCCAACAAGCACGACCACGUCUGCCUGAUUGCCGGCGGCACCGGUAUCACCCCCAUGUACCAGCUAGCCCGCCAUAUCUUCAAGAACCCCGAAGACAAGACCAAGGUCACCCUCGUGUUCGGCAACGUCACUGAGGAGGACAUCCUGCUGAAGAAGGAGCUCAACGAGCUGGAGAACACCUACCCCCAGCGCUUCCGCGCCUUCUACGUCCUGGACAACCCUCCCAAGGAGUGGGCCGGUGGCAAGGGCUUCAUCACCAAGGAGCUCCUGAAGACCGUCCUGCCCGAGCCUAAGGAGGAGAACAUCAAGGUCUUCGUCUGCGGUCCUCCCGGUCUGUACAAGGCCAUCAGUGGCGGCAAGGUCAGCCCCCAGGACCAGGGCGAGCUGUCUGGUGUUCUGAGCGAGCUGGGCUACAACAAGGACCAGGUUUUCAAGUUCUAG
Molecule: messenger RNA, 990 nt
Organism: Penicillium manginii
Lineage: Eukaryota; Fungi; Ascomycota; Eurotiomycetes; Eurotiales; Aspergillaceae
Product: cytochrome b5 reductase family protein
Exons: 4
Coding region: 1-990 (329 amino acids)
Biological process (GO): ergosterol biosynthetic process
Molecular function (GO): cytochrome-b5 reductase activity, acting on NAD(P)H
Source: RefSeq, a predicted model, not a curated record